Molecule: messenger RNA, 3666 nt
Organism: Varanus komodoensis (Komodo dragon)
Lineage: Eukaryota; Metazoa; Chordata; Lepidosauria; Squamata; Varanidae
Exons: 5
Biological process (GO): virion assembly; proteolysis; DNA integration
Molecular function (GO): nucleic acid binding; zinc ion binding; aspartic-type endopeptidase activity
Source: RefSeq, a predicted model, not a curated record
AUGGCACAGAGUGAUAAACCCCAGCACCACCAUCUGGAGCUGGUCUACCAGAGGGCUUCAGGAUUUGGGGUCUCCGUCAAGCCAAGGACCCUCCGGACCCUUUGUGAAUUAGAGUGGACCACUUUUGACGUGGGAUGGCCCUCAGAGGGCUCUUUUGAUUUGGUCUUGGUUAGGAACGUUGAGGCUGUGAUCCUUGGGAAUCCUGGACACCCAGAUCAGAUUCCAUAUGUAGAGACGUGGCUAGACAUCGCCAAGACGAGACCUAGUUACAUUAAACGGUGUCAACGGAAACUUCCAGGAUCCAUGUGUCCUUCUCUCCUUACGACGGGGCCGGAGGACCCUCUGGACACAUGGACUCAGCCACCUCCCUAUGCCCCAAAUUCCCAGGCCUCCGGGAGCCUGCCCCACACUUCCCACAGUCCGUCCCGAACCUGGAGUGGACUUCCGUACGGUCUCCGUCCACCUGUUCCUCCGAAGUCCACUCUGCCCUUGCCGUCCUCUGGUCCCGGGGGCAAGGGCGACAAACGGGUGUUGCUGGUCUCCCCCGAUCCCGGCCCUGAGCCCUCCACUCUGUUGCCCCUCCGGGAGCUUGCCCCUGCGCAGGGGACAGGCCGUCCGUUUAUGGUUUAUGUCCCUUUCUCCACAAGUGACCUGUAUAACUGGAAACUACAAAAUCCUCCUUUCUCUGAAAAACCACAAGUCUUGAUUUCGUUACUAGAAACGGUUUUUCACACCCAUCGCCCUACUUGGGAUGACUGCCAGCAACUCUUGCAAGUUCUUUUUACUUCCAAGGAGCGCGAUCGGAUUCACCUCGAGGCUCGGAAGCAGGUUCUUGGCACAGGUGGCCAACCCACCACUGACCCAGUUAUUCUGGAAACGAGUCUCCCAGCCCAACAACCCAACUGGGAUCCAAAUACAGUUGCUGGUGAAGGAGCUCUAACCAGGUACCACCAACUUCUUCUACAGGGCCUCCGUGGCACAGCCUGGAAGCCCACCAAUUUGUCUAAAGUAAGUGAGAUAGUUCAAGGCCCCUGGGAAUCCCCCGCCGCUUUCUUGGAAUGCCUACUUGAGGCAUAUAGGCAAUACACACCUAUAGACCCUCGGGCGCCUGAGAACGCGAGGGCAAUUAACAUAGCCUUUGUUACACAGUCGGCCCCAGACAUUAGGAAAAAGAUUCAAAAGUUAGAUGGGUUUGAAGGGAAGAAUCUCAGUGAACUAGUCGAGAUAGCUCAGAAGGUUUUUAAUAAUCGUGAGGACCCAGAAGUUGCAGGCACAAAGAAAUUAACCAAAGUCGUCUUAGCGACCAUGCAGGAAACUAGCGAUAGAAGUCGAGGGACUCCACGGAGGAAUGGGGGUCACUCCCGCCUAGAAAAAGAUCAAUGCGCCUACUGUAAGGAGAUGGGCCACUGGAAAAGCGAGUGUCCCCGUAAGAAGAAAGUGAACCCAAAAGGAAAGAGUCUCCUCACUCUUGAGGAAGACUGAAGGGGCCAGGGCUCUGUCAAUUUGGGCCCCCGAGAGCCCUUGGUAACCUUAACUGUGGGGGGCCGCCCGACCACCUUCCUGGUAGAUAUUGGGGCAGCCCACUCGGUUCUCCGGGAAGGGGUCGGCCAUCUUACUGAAGAAAAGACUCAGAUCAUAGGGGCAACGGGGCGACCCAGGGCGUACCCUUGGAUUUCAGCUCAUGUGACUGAUCUGGGAAAAGGGACUAUAACUCAUUCCUUCUUGGUAAUCCCCGAAUGUCCCUUCCCCCUCCUGGGACGAGACCUCUUAAGAAAAUUGCGAGCCUCGGUGUCAUUCCAAGAGGACAGCACUCACCUCAGCCUGGGCUCUCCGCAGCCUGCUGCCCUUCUGCUUACUGUACCCUUGCAAGACGAGUAUCUCUUCUUCGAAAGUCAGGUCCCAGAAAGCCCUUCUGAGGCCUUAAAAGAACUCCAAAAAGAGAUUCCAGGAGUAUGGGCCGAAAACAACCCCCCUGGUCUGGCGUCUCAUCAGCCACCCGUCGUGGUACAGGUCAACAGUUCGGCCACCCCGUUUCAGAAACCCCAAUACCCCAUUCCAGCCAGGGUGAAGUUAGGAAUACGUAAACAUAUACAGAGACUGUUGGAAGCAGGAAUUUUAGUACCCUGCAGGUUGCCAUGGAACACCCCGCUGUUACCAGUCAAGAAGCCCGGCACCGAGGACUACCGGCCAGUUCAGGACUUACGUGAGGUAAACGCCCGGGUAGAGACUGUCCACCCUACCAUGCCUAACCCCUACACCCUACUCAGCCAGCUGCCACCAGACCGGGAAUGGUACUCGGUCUUGGACUUAAAAGACGCUUUCUUCUGUAUACCUCUGGCCCCGGUGAGCCAGCCUCUGUUCGCCUUUGAGUGGACGGAUCCGGACCAGGGCUUCUCGGGUCAACUUACGUGGAUCCGGCUGCCGCAGGGGUUCAAGAACUCCCCUACUCUCUUUGAUGAAGCUCUGAGUAGGGACCUUUUUCCCUUCCGGGAGACCCAUCCCGAGGUUACCCUUUUGCAAUAUGUGGAUGACCUGCUCUUUAACGCUGGCCCUAGCCGGCCCUCCACCGCCCCGGGCGUUCGCCAUCACGGAUCCCAGCCGGGAGAGCACUGGGAAAUAGACUUCACUGAGGUAAAACCUACCCGAGGUAGGUAUCGCUAUUUAUUGGUCUUCAUCGACACCCACUCCGGGUGGGUCGAAGCGUUCCCUACGAAGGGUGAGACAGCCUUGAUCGUUACCCGGACUCUCCUGCAUCAAAUUGUACCCCGAUUUGGCGUACCUCUAGCUCUGGGUUCCGAUAAUGGCCCGGCGUUCAUUGCCCAAACUUCCAAAUUGGUAGCCAAGGCUCUAGGAAUUGAUUGGAAACUGCAUUGUGUCUAUAGGCCACAAAGCUCAGGGCAGGUAGAAAGGAUGAACAGGACUUUAAAGGAAACCUUAACAAAAUACACUCUUGAAGUUGGCAGUCACUGGACGGACCUCCUUCCGUUUGCCCUCCUACGCACGCGAUGCUCCCCUUAUAGGAAGGGGUUCACCCCCUUUGAAAUUGUAUUUGGGCGACCGCCUCCUCUGCUUCCCCGCCUGGCAGAGGAGACGGUGCAGGCCGGCCAGGCGGGGACCAGCAGACGUAACCCCCUGAGCCUCAAGAUCAAACGAGGUGGAGAAGAUUCUUGGGUAAAAGGUAAAACCUGGGGACUGCGCUUGUAUCUGUAUGGUCCUGAUCCGGGCAUACUUUUCACGGUUCGGAAACGGGUUAUCUCACGACCCUGGGGCCCGGUGGGACCCAACCAUGCUCUCCCUCACCCUCAGGUGGUGACCCCCACCCCCGCUCACCACAUCCCUUCCCCUCAUACAGAGCGUGCUCUGGCCCGGGCUGCUAGCAUACCGUCAUCCAGCCACUCAUUUACAUUAGUGUCUGCAGUUUUUCAAAUCCUCAACGGGACCAACCCAAACAUUACCGAAACAUGUUGGUUAUGCUUGAGUCCUCAGCCCCCUUUUUACACUGGGGUAGGAGUGAAUGCCUCCUUUUCCGUCUUUGCUAAUAUCUCCUACUCGGAGAAUUAUGGGAGCGCCUGCCCGUGGGGGCUCUACCCCUCUAUAACAUUAGAAGAGUUCUCAGGUCAAGGGACCUGUGUUACGGGUCCCGGUGGGCCCCGCGAUGAUCCAUGA